Messenger RNA from Dermacentor andersoni, 5697 nucleotides. RefSeq lists its product as uncharacterized. The record is from RefSeq and is a predicted model, not a curated record. NCBI's taxonomy places the organism in Eukaryota, Metazoa, Arthropoda, Arachnida, Ixodida, Ixodidae.
GCACAUGGGUGCGCGUCACAACGACCUUGUUUCGUCAUUGGUUUUCUUCAACUCGCACGGGAUUCUGGGUCACUGUGAAUCUAAUGGCGGCGGUAGCUGAGACGUCGGGGCUCAAGUCACUGGAGUCCGACAGUUCCGCUCCAAAAUCGACUGUGGAUGACGACGACGAUGAAUUGGAGGCGCUGCGCACGGCGGCAUUGUUGUCUAUGAAAGCCAGAGAAAAGCGAAAAUCGAGCACUGUUAAUUCUGAGGCGCGCGAGCGACCUGGUUCAUAUUCCAACUAUAGUCGCUUCCACCAUUCCAACCAGAGAGCCACCACCCCUGGAAAGCCGCUGUUCAGCUGGAACCAGCACACACGACCCAACCUUAUCGUAAUACAGCCUGUGCCACUGGAAGGAAGUGAAGCUGCAUCACCAUGCAAUGUGACUUCCAUCCAGACUAUACAGCCCUCAACAAAGUUGGUGUUGCCCCAGGACCGGUGGUGCCCAAAGCGGGACCAAGAGAGUCCAACUUCAAGUGCCAUUGGCCAGUCCAAACGCAGGGCAUCAGGCAAGUUCAGUCACUUCGAGUCCAGCUCUGAAAGUGAGGAAAGUGACGAUGAUGACCUGCUGCGCUCUGGUUCCGCAUCAUCCCAUAGUGGUGCAAGUACUGACGGGCGCAGUUCAGACGAUGAGCAAAACUCUACACGUGAAUCACCACCGUGUAGAUUUGCCCAAGAUUGUCUAGACAGCUGUCUAAGUGAGUCUACAUCUGAUUUGCCAGCAUUCUCCUCCCCCCGGCAUGACAUGACUUCAGAAGCGAGUGCUACUGACUGUGUGCAUAAGUCCAGUGAUGAACGCAGCCCUGGGCAUGCUAUACAACGUGGUUGCAAUGUUGACAUUGAUAGUACAACUGCCUGUGCUCAGCUCCAGGCAGGUGGUGACAGCUCUGGUACAUGUGCCGCAAAGGAUCGUUCGGGGCUGAUAAGCAGAAUGGAAGCAAGUGUCUAUGGUAGACACGAAAAGAUUAGUGUAGUGCCAAAUGAAAAUUCUCCAGAGGUGCCCAUUGAUUGUUCAGGCUUACAGUCACAAAGUGGCAGUGCCAGUCCUGUGAGGCACACAGCAAGGAAAAGUCCAGCCACGGAAGAGUGCCAACAGAAGUAUGAUGAGGGAAGGCUCACAAAUGGUCUCUCUACUGAUAGUCGAAGAGCUGUUCACCUUUCUCCAGACCUUGCAAGAGAAGAUCGACUAGCACGAGAAAGGCACAGCUCCCGGGAGGGCACACCAGGCAGCACAAGAAGUGUCGACAGCCAAGACCGCUCUACAAGCAGCGUUUUUGAAGCUAGACGCCGAAAGUUUGAGUCUACUGUGCCAGUGAAGCCUGUGGGAGGCAAGAUACUGCUGCUCAGACAGGGCAGGACUGAGGACCAAAGCCCACACCGUGAAAGCUCCCCUCUAUCAUCCCCAUGUGCUCGGACGAGAUCGCGCAGCAGAAGUGCAAGUCCGCCCCUCUUACGUUCCGUGCUGAGUGUCGUGAAGCGAGGUGCAUCUGAACUCUUACCAGCAGGUGUUGAGUCCAAGAAGCAUAGAUCUGGAAGGACAGUGGAAGUCGUAGUGCACAGUGUUGGCGAAGAGUCCACAGAUGCAAGUGAGCGUAUUGGCAACAGCAGCGGCAGCAAGCUGCCGGUCCACCUAAGGCUCGGCGAUGCCAGCACAGCUUCCUCAACAAGAAAGAAAAAAAGCAAACGGAAACGGUCUUCACAUGACUCGGCAGCAUACAGUGUCAAGCGGAAGCAUGCCAAGGCAAGAGGCCUCGACUCAGACGUGCGACGUGCGUGGCUGGGCCCUGACCAGCGCUGUCGUCGUAAGCGCGUGCCAUCUGCCCUCAGUGAUGGUGCUCCCUGACACCCCUAGGAAGAGGUGUCCACGCAGGUAAAGUGCCCUCUCCGUGCAUUGCUUGCUUUCUGCACGAGUUGUUUCUUGUUGAUUGCACGUGUGGCAUAGUGUUUAGGGGGAACACCAGACAUAUUGUACGUUUUUCCCUUCAUGGUAAUCUUAUUCUCCUCCUCCCUCUACACCCCAGCUGCUUUUCUUUUUUUUUUUUUUUUUUUUUUGUGGAAUGCGACUGUUGUGCACUAAAAUUGCUAGUGCCAAUAAAAAGCGUUGAUAAUUAGCAGCCUUGGUGCCCCUAUACAGCGCCAAGUAUUUUGUGGUAUCAGACUCACCAAAUUGGCCAUAGUCUAAUUGUUAAAAAACAGGCCAGAGUGCAAAUAAUGUGCCUAGACAAUUGAUUGCAAUGAAGCACAUGCAUAGUGUAAGCUUAAGAAUUUUAUGUGGUUUAUGUACACGUGCAGUGCAGCCAAGCUGCCCUCAUAACAACCCUGCAUUGUUGCUCCAUGUUUUGCAGUGGGGAUUAACGUUUGAGGGUCGUCACAGAAGUGGCAGAAGUGCUGUGUAGUUACAUGGUGCAUUGGUGCACCUAUGUUGUAUAUAGUUGUAAUCAUGAACCAUCAAAUACCUAUCUGAAAAACGUUCAGUUUUUUGGGACAAUAUAGUUUAUAUUCUUUCAAGAGUAAGGCAUGAGAGUUAUUUACCAUGCUGGCCACUUCUUUACAAAGUGCACCAUCUUUACUUUUGUGAUCUGUACACAAAUUUGGCAUGCCGUUUUACAGUAUGCCUUUUGUGAGUAUGUGUUCACUUUUUCCACUUUUGUUUCGUGUUGCUGCUAUGUUUAGUGCAUCAAAAGGGAAAGCGUCAGUGCAUACUGGAAGUAGCAUUCUUGAUGACAUCUUUUUCUCACAGCAGGUUGUGUGUCGCCGAUUAAAGUACUUAAGAGGUCUGGCUCAUCCCCACAAUGACUCGUCUUGCACUGUUGUGUGAUGAAAAAAACUAUUCCUGAGCUGAAACUGACUCUGACGAACACACACUGUGGCUGCCUGCUUGGACUCUGUUUUUGAUCUUGUUAUGCUGUACAAAGCUGUUAGUGUUUGGUGUGACAUGGCAAUGUAAUUUCAUCUUGUGUAACUUUUGGAAGCAUUGAUUCAUUGUAUGCGCAGUAUGGGAGAAAUAUCUAGCAAAGAGCAUUUCAAAGCACUUUUUUUUUCCUUUCUUCAUUCUUGCAUUAGUCUUUGUAUAGUGCACAAUGUGCAAAAGGUGUUAGUCUUUGCUAAUUUUCUGUAUAAGUAAACUUACCUGGCUGUCUUAUUUUCAUACUGGGCAAACGGCUUCAUGCUGCUGUUUCUUACUAAAUCAGAUCCGUUGCUUGAAAUUAAUUGUGACAACCAUCUGGGUGUCAGGUGGCAGUGCUACUUAACCAUAUCAAGUUAUAGCUCAGUGAAAUUCUUUGUGGCACGGCUGUAUUUUGGGCUAUAUUGUGUUUAUCACUGCCUAACUAGUUCAGCUUUUGAUUUUCUGUGUUGAGCCAAAAUGUGUACAUAGUAGUUUUCAAACGUACCAGAAAGACUGUCACAAGAGUAAUUUAGACACUGAUUUGCAGUGUAGUCUACAUUUGCUUCUGUGUAUGAUUUUAGGUGACCUGUUCACUUGUUUCUCACACUCAAGGAAGGAUUUCUUAUCUUGUGCUCAUGUAAUAGUCUAAACUUUUUUUUAUGCUGUUACAGAUUUGCAUAAUGCAUGAACCACACUGUUAAGCAUUUGCAUGGAUAGGUUGCGCUGUGUUUUUACAUGUUGCUCCAGUUGCCAAGCUUUCGGUGUAUGUGUGUUUUUUUUUUCUUGCCCUAUUGCCCCAUUUUAUUCUCACCUUUUCUUUAUUUUCUGUUAUAGGCCCCUUUACAAGCUGCUGUUUUAGUUUUUUGACAUUUUUACUUUGCUUGUACACAAUUAUGCAUUCUUUAGCCUUGUCUAAUGUACUUAGUGGACUUGUGCUGUGAUUAACUUUCAGAAUGGUUGGUUGGCUUUGUUAUCCAGACGGUUGCAGCAAAAUUGUUGUUUCUCUGGUUACGGUCUCUGUAAGCACCAUUUAAGAAACUGCACUGUGAAGCUGCUGUAUUUUGCUUUUUGCACCGAACUUUGUUUGUCUUGGGUAGGAUUUUUGUAACUAUUGUUUAAGUAGCAUUGACUGGUACAUGCUUUUCUUUUGGAUAAGUAUGCCUGCUAUGUUUUCCUUGCAUUUAUAUACUGCACAGGUGCCACUCUCCUUGGAAGUUAUCAGUGAUGUUUGUUUUCUCUCUCUCUCCUUCCCCCCCUAAUGGCAUUGUGUUAGUGCUUCGUGCCUUUGUAUUUUAUUGCAGGCAGAAAGAACUCGGCACUAAUAGGCAAGGGGCUUUUUAACAUAGCCUUUUUUUUUUGAAUGGUAGUCGUUUACAUUUAUAGUUGGCAUAUUUACCAGGUUUCAUUGCAUGCGUAAGGCUAGUGUUUUGGUAUUAUCUCGUUUAUCCUGGAUAUGUGCUGUUUUGUUAUUCUUUUGCUUUUGUUUCAUAUGCACAAGUGGAAAGCACUAAAGCAAAUGUGAAGCAGGGCUGUUAAAAUCAAAUGCUUUAUAAAUCUGCCAAAAUUCAACAAAAACAUUCAGUUUAUUCAUCCUAUGCUUUGCAGUCUAAUUGGCAUUAACUUUAUGCAUUCAUCAUUAAAGACAACCAGCAGCCCUCUUAAAAGCAUACUGCCUAUUUUUUCAGCAACAUUGUUUCCACAUUACUUUGGCAAACUUAGCAUAUACAUAUACCCAGUGUCUUUAGUAAAAAUGUGGUGUUUGUGACGGAGAAUGCAUGCUUUUGCAUGUGUUUUGUUUGUAAUAUUUUGGCGGUGUAAUGUAACUUUUUUUUUUCCAAGUUGUUACUGCCCAAAUUUUAAUUAGGCAGUAUACUUUUAUCUUGUACAGUUUGUUUGAAACAUCCCUCUUUCUUGCAUCUAUUUCUCCUGUUGUGCUGCUGAACGGGCGUGACAGUUCUCUAGUCAGCAAGUUCUAAACUCACCUUUUCUGCAUUGUUUUUCCAUGUCUCAGAGUGUGUGCAUAUGCCUGUGUGUGUCUGCGUGCUUGUGUGUGUGUGUGUGUGUGUGUGUGUGUGUGUGUGUGUGUGUGUGUGUGUGUGUGUGUGUGUGUGUGUGUGUAAAGCACACUCAUGGCUAUUCAGCUGGUGCUGAACUCUUGUCGUGUGCUGCACACUUUUGGACAGUUUCAUGAUUUACAUUGCGGUUUGCUGCGGUGUUUCUUGCUACCAUUGUGGUCAUACUCGUAUGCACCUUUGGACAAUUCUAUGUUUUCCUUUGUGUUGCAGCCGGCUGCGAUGGUGUUUAUUUCCACCUUUAUUUGGUCAUGCUUGUAUUUGUAUAUCGUCAGCGUUCUCGCUAGGCCAGGUACACGUUGCCACGAGGCCCGGGAACAGCACAAGAUGCCACUGUUACCUGGCAACUGCAAGCCAUCAGGAAGCUGGAUGAUUGAGUUGCAUGUCUGCUGCACUGUUCUCAUUAUGAGAAACCUCAUGUGCUUCAUAUUGAGCUACCUUCAACUGAAAGCCCUAAUGUAAAGUCAAGAAAUAAAAAAAAAGCCUUCCCACCAGACUACCUCCUCCAAGCCCACCUGCCUUUCCCUCUCCCCCUCUGAAAAGAAUAGUGGAGAGUAUCAUAAAUUCACACAAAAUAACUUCUCCUGUGUUAAACAGAGCUUUCAGGUCAUCCUCUGUGAAUAAUUUCCUGUAAAUAGCCAUGUACAGAAAAUGGGGAGAAAAAAGUGAAUAAACAAUAUUUUUUAUUGCUUUGACAA